Molecule: messenger RNA, 903 nt
Organism: Mycosarcoma maydis (corn smut)
Lineage: Eukaryota; Fungi; Basidiomycota; Ustilaginomycetes; Ustilaginales
Product: mitochondrial 54S ribosomal protein uL22m
Exons: 2
Coding region: 1-903 (300 amino acids)
Biological process (GO): translation; ribosome assembly
Cellular component (GO): ribosome; mitochondrial large ribosomal subunit
Molecular function (GO): structural constituent of ribosome
Source: RefSeq, a predicted model, not a curated record
AUGUCGGCUUCGCAUACCGCCAGUCGGACGGCGAGGCUGCUCAUGCGCUCGUCGACAGCAACGCGCGCCACUCAAUCUUGCACGUCAACUCGCACCGCUCCUGCGGUGUCGUACCGAUGCGUGUCGUCGUCUGUACCACGUGCGUCGUUGCUGUCGGACAUCUCAGAACGACUCGCCAAGGUGGCGCUUGGAUCGAACUACACCAAGACGCGCGAACGUGGUGGAAUUUUGCCCGAAGACCAAAAGAAGCUCGACUACGAACGUCAGCGCGAUUCGGCCAUGGCAUCAGUUUCGCCCGACGGUAUGCCUCUAUUCGAAGACGUCGAGUCGCUGCCCAUCUCGCAACAGGCGCAGCGAAGACAGCAACGCAUAUCUGCCAAAGUCGAAACGCGCCAGUUGCGCAAACGGUUCAACGCCAAACAUCCCAUCACGGGCGCUGCGCUAGAGCACAAAUACUCGACCGCAGCAUUCAAAAUCUCCCCGCGCAAACUACAGCUCUUGGCCAACCAGAUCAGCGGACAACCAAUCGACUAUGCAAUUCUGCAGAUGCAGUUCUCGCCCAAACGCGCCGCUAAGCGCGUGCUGAGCACUCUGGCACUAGCUAGGGACCAUGCGGCUGCAAAAGGCAUGCAAGUGCCUAGGCUUGUUGUCAGCGAAGCAUGGGUCGGCAAGGGCCUCUAUUUGACGCGUACCGAUAUCAAAGGUAGGGCGAGAAUGGGCAGGAAACAUCAUCCUCAGGCUAGAUUAAGUAUCGUGCUCAGGUAUGGAAAGACGUACGCCGAGAAGGAGGUAGAGAAGAUCGAGUUGGCGAGAAAGAGGGCCAGGGCGAUCGGAAACGGUGGCGUGGUAAGAACGGAUAAUAAGAUCGUCAAUGGAUUUCAGAGGCCGGGUUGGGCUUGGUAG